Chilo suppressalis (striped riceborer) is the source of this 1647-nucleotide messenger RNA. The record is from the annotation of a GenBank genome assembly. NCBI's taxonomy places the organism in Eukaryota, Metazoa, Arthropoda, Insecta, Lepidoptera, Crambidae.
AUGUUAGAGGAAGGUAGCAGAGAUUUGGGCAAGCGAGCGUACUGCAAGAACGACAUAACAUUCGCAGAGGAAACAAAAUGCUGCUUCACCAUAAGGAGGGGUACAGAUGACUCAAAGUUCUUCUGCUGUCGAUGCGCACACAAAAGAAGGGCAUCACCGUUGACAUGCCUCGCGAUAUGUUUCCUGGUCCUCACGUACAACCUUCUGGGGGGUUUCCUCUUUCUGGCUUUAGAAGGCAAUUCCGCAGCGGAAGAAACAGCAGUGGCUGCAUCGAAACCGAAUCUCAGUCAAUCACAAAGCAGCAGUAGUGAUCUACGAUCGAAGACCGUGGAAAGACUAUGGUCUAUAACGGAGGACCUAAAUAUUCUUUACAAGGAGAACUGGACGAAACUGGCGGCGAAGGAGUUGAUGGACUUCCAGAAGGUGUUGAUGAAGACGAUCAGAGGUGGGGCGUCGUUGGAGAGUCGGGUCUCGUACGACCACGAUGGGGACUACAGAUGGACAUUUACUAACAGCUUUCUCUACGCGCUUACUCUCAUCACAACAAUAGGUCAUGGGAACGUGACGCCGCAGUCGCCGGCUGGCAAGCUGGUGGCCAUCACCUAUGCCUGCGUCGGCAUCCCCAUCAUCAUGAUCUACCUCUCCACCAUCGGCGAGGCCCUGGCGAGGAACUUUCGCGUCCUCUACUCCAAGAUCUGCCCUUCCACCCUCAACACCGGCAACUUCCACACCAAGGCUGACUGUCUCACGCGCCUCACGACCCCCGCCGAGUGCAAGCCGUACAGUGACUGUGAUAAAAACAAGUUCAGUGAAAGACCCAAAAGAACUCCUUUCCAAGCCGCUCUCAACUUGGACAGCUUCAGUGGCGGCUAUCAUUGGACGUGCCGGGAUCACACGCGAGUGCCGAUCAUCCUUAGCCUAUUCCUCAUCGUACUGUAUAUAGGAUUAGGAACUUUCGUGUUUCGCGUUACAGAAAAGUGGAACUUUAUCGAAGGUUGUUACUUCUCCUUCUCGAGCCUCGCUACUAUAGGAUUUGGCGAUCUCAAACCUGGCCUAUAUGCCAGCAGGGUUUCUGCUAAAGCCGAGGACAUAGCAAUAGGCGUGUGCUGCAUCUACAUUCUAGUGGGCAUUGUCGUCAUCGCCAUGUGUUUCAAUCUCAUACAAGAGGACAUGAGCACGGCGCUGAGAAGUUUCAUGGCUCUCUGUGCCGGCGGAUCGAAAUCUAGAGCGGUGCACAGCGUCGAGAAAAUUUGCGAUGACAAGAUACCCAUGGAGGCGGCCGAAUCUGGGCCGUCGGCGACUUUCGCAAACUGUCAGGAUAAACGACAGCAGGUGACUUUUAAGAUCGACAGCUUGAACCCGACCAAGUUCAACAGCCUGCCGCGGCGCAAGUCCUCCAACUGUGACGAGGGUUUUCAAAGAAACACCCCUAUCAGGAGGUCGGCGGGUCACGCGGAGAAAUGCGUCGAAUACUUUGUACCGAGAAGUUUGAGCGAGUUUAAUCUCAGCGGAGUCGGUGAGUUGUACGAGUUGUCACCUUUGGAAAAGAAGGGGGGUGCUAUUACCGGGAAGGGGAGGGACAAAAUGGUGACGUUUGAGGAUGACCGGCCUCAGGGCAAGCCGCUGGCCGACGACGUUUUCAUGUGA